Funneliformis geosporum is the source of this 1319-nucleotide messenger RNA. NCBI's taxonomy places the organism in Eukaryota, Fungi, Glomeromycota, Glomeromycetes, Glomerales, Glomeraceae. The record is from the annotation of a GenBank genome assembly.
GUCGUACUGCUACGACAGCAACGGCCUUCUAGGUCGUACUGCUAUGAAGCACAGAUAGAAGUGAAGAUUUGGUUGCGUGGCAACGGCUUUCUAGUACGAAGUACAGAUGGCUUUGACGUUCAAAAGCUUCUAGGGAUGGACACUAGACUAGAUUAUCAUAUAGCCAGGGCAUGGGAAAGUGGACGAUCACAUGAUCAUAUUAAUUACCACCAACCGACAUUUAUAGAUGGUGGGACUAUAAAUGCUAUAAAUAACGGAGCUAUAUCCGGUGGAACUUUCAUUACCGAAUCAUCAAAGAAGAGCGAUCAGGAAAAAGACGAUCACAAAGAACAAACAAACACGAAACGAACAAAAAUAGAACAUUUUUUCACUCGUGAUAUCACCCCAUCUCAGUUUAAAGAAAAUGUCUAUAUAGAUCAUGUUGGCGAAGAAUCAGUUUCAAGUCCUCCACAAGAUGUACAAGAUAACUAUACGAAAGAUCCCGAAUAUUUUGAUAAACUCGUAGAUAAUGUGGACUUAUCUUAUAUUGGAGGGGAGGAAGAACCUGCACCACCACCUCCAAAGUCUGGAAAUUCGGAAGGAAAAACUUGGGACACUUUUAUGAUUGACGGAAUCGACUUGAUAUUGGAUGGAAAAUGGUCAAUCUUGAACAAUCCGAAUAUGAUUUUUUUGAUAAUAUGGAGGAUGAGCCUGGAUCCAAAUCAAGAAAAAUUUCAAAAACACUGGUCUGAGCAACAGCUUGUUGCAAGCCAGGAAAGACGCAGACAAGAACAAGAUCCUAAUGAUGAGCGUGCACGUGCUGGACAAAAAACCGAUAUUAUAAUAGUUUUACCAACAGGACCAGCUUUAGAAGGCUUCAUUUGUGAAGUCUCAGGAGGACUUCCAGCGGGAUGCCCCAAAAAAAUUUGGACAGAUAAGCUGAAAUUAAUGGUUGGAAUGCGAGACAUGAUAAACAGAGUAAUGAAGACCUUUUCUGGUCUAUCAACAACAGAUUAUGAAAGUCAUUGUAUUUGGAUGCCAAGCUUACAAAUGAAUCUUUAUGCGAUGGAUGUCCGAACUUCAGGAAUUUAUCGUUUCGGAAUGAUUGAUAAGGUUUCUUUGCCUGCCUCAUCAAAAGAGUUGCCUGCGUACGAAGCAGUGCAUACAAUGUUACGUUCUUUGGAGCACCGAUUGAACAAGUUAACGGAUUAUUGCACAGAUCUCAAAAUCAAACAUGCAAAGUUGAGGCGAAGACGUGACUAUAUAUAUCAAGAAGACAAUUUAGCUUUUUCAAACAACUCUCCGAACACAUCUCCCCAAAGAAGAAAUCAGAUCCUAAU